This is a messenger RNA of Suncus etruscus (white-toothed pygmy shrew), 2164 nucleotides long. RefSeq names its product G protein-coupled receptor kinase 2 (gene GRK2). Gene Ontology annotation, biological process: regulation of the force of heart contraction; G protein-coupled receptor signaling pathway; protein phosphorylation. Gene Ontology annotation, molecular function: G protein-coupled receptor kinase activity; ATP binding; G protein-coupled receptor binding. Lineage: Eukaryota; Metazoa; Chordata; Mammalia; Eulipotyphla; Soricidae. The transcript is spliced from 21 exons. The record is from RefSeq and is a predicted model, not a curated record. The coding region runs from base 59 to 2128 and encodes 689 amino acids.
GCUUCGGGGCGCAGGGCCGAGCGGGGACCCGCGGGGCCGACGGGGCGGCGGCGCCAAGAUGGCCGACCUGGAGGCGGUGCUGGCCGACGUGAGCUACCUGAUGGCCAUGGAGAAGAGCAAGGCCACGCCGGCCGCGCGCGCCAGCAAGAAGAUCCUGCUGCCCGAGCCCAGUAUUCGCAGUGUCAUGCAGAAGUACCUGGAGGACCGGGGUGAGGUGACCUUUGAAAAGAUCUUCUCACAGAAGCUGGGGUAUCUGCUGUUCCGAGACUUCUGCCUGAAGCACCUAGAGGAAGCCCGGCCGUUGGUGGAGUUCUAUGAGGAGAUCAGGAAGUACGAGAAGCUGGAGACGGAGGAGGAGCGCCUGACCUGUAGCCGGGAGAUCUUCGACAGCUACAUCAUGAAGGAACUGCUAGCCUGCUCACACCCCUUCUCCAAAAGCGCCAUUGAACACGUGCAGGGCCACCUGGUGAAGAAGCAGGUGCCUCCGGACCUCUUCCAGCCGUACAUCGAGGAGAUCUGCCAGAACCUCCGUGGGGACGUGUUCCAGAAAUUCAUCGAGAGUGACCGAUUCACACGUUUCUGCCAAUGGAAGAAUGUGGAGCUCAACAUCCACCUGACCAUGAACGACUUCAGCGUCCACCGCAUCAUUGGGCGAGGGGGCUUCGGCGAGGUCUACGGGUGCCGGAAGGCUGACACGGGCAAGAUGUACGCCAUGAAAUGUCUGGACAAGAAGCGCAUCAAGAUGAAGCAGGGGGAGACAUUGGCCUUGAACGAGCGCAUCAUGCUGUCCCUCGUCAGCACUGGGGACUGCCCGUUCAUCGUCUGCAUGUCCUAUGCCUUCCACACACCCGACAAGCUCAGUUUCAUCCUGGACCUCAUGAACGGCGGGGACCUCCACUACCACCUGUCCCAGCACGGUGUCUUCUCCGAGGCCCACAUGCGCUUCUACGCGGCCGAGAUCAUCCUGGGCCUGGAGCACAUGCACAGCCGCUUUGUGGUCUACCGGGACCUCAAGCCAGCCAACAUUCUCUUGGAUGAACAUGGCCACGUGCGCAUCUCGGACCUGGGCCUGGCCUGCGACUUCUCCAAGAAGAAGCCCCAUGCUAGCGUGGGCACCCACGGCUACAUGGCUCCUGAGGUCCUGCAGAAGGGUGUGGCCUACGACAGCAGUGCGGACUGGUUCUCCCUGGGCUGCAUGCUCUUCAAGUUGCUGCGGGGGCACAGUCCCUUCCGGCAGCACAAGACCAAAGACAAGCACGAGAUUGAUCGCAUGACAUUGACGAUGGCAGUGGAGCUGCCUGACUCCUUCUCCCCCGAGCUUCGCUCCCUGCUGGACGGUUUGCUACAGAGGGAUGUCAACCGCAGGCUGGGCUGCCGGGGCCGAGGGGCGCAGGAGGUGAAAGAAAGCCCCUUCUUCCACUCCCUGGACUGGCAGAUGGUGUUCCUGCAGAAGUACCCACCCCCCCUCAUCCCUCCACGAGGGGAGGUGAAUGCAGCCGACGCCUUUGACAUCGGCUCCUUCGACGAGGAGGACACCAAAGGCAUUAAGUUGCUGGACAGCGACCAGGAGCUCUACCGCAACUUCCCCCUCACCAUCUCGGAGCGGUGGCAGCAGGAGGUGGCAGAGACCGUGUUUGACACCAUCAACGCCGAGACGGACCGGCUGGAAGCCCGCAAGAAAACCAAAAACAAGCAGCUGGGCCAUGAGGAAGACUACGCGCUGGGCAAGGACUGCAUCAUGCAUGGCUACAUGUCCAAGAUGGGGAACCCCUUCCUGACGCAGUGGCAGCGGCGCUACUUCUACCUGUUCCCCAACCGGCUGGAGUGGCGGGGCGAGGGCGAGGCCCCGCAGAGCCUGCUGACCAUGGAGGAGAUUCAGUCUGUGGAGGAGACGCAGAUCAAGGAGCGGCGCUGUCUGCUGCUCAAGAUCCGCGGCGGCAAACAGUUCGUCCUGCAAUGCGACAGCGACCCCGAGCUGGUGCAGUGGAAGAAGGAGCUGCGAGAUGCUUACCGAGAGGCCCAGCAGCUGGUGCAGCGGGUGCCUAAGAUGAAGAACAAGCCGCGCUCGCCCGUGGUGGAGCUCAGCAAGGUGCCCCUGGUCCAGCGGGGCAGUGCCAACGGCCUCUGAGCGCCGCCACCCGCCUUUUAUAAACCUCUAAUUUAU